Molecule: messenger RNA, 955 nt
Organism: Monopterus albus (swamp eel)
Lineage: Eukaryota; Metazoa; Chordata; Actinopteri; Synbranchiformes; Synbranchidae
Product: zinc finger protein 678-like
Exons: 2
Coding region: 26-619 (197 amino acids)
Biological process (GO): regulation of transcription by RNA polymerase II
Cellular component (GO): nucleus
Molecular function (GO): DNA-binding transcription factor activity, RNA polymerase II-specific
Source: RefSeq, a predicted model, not a curated record
CCAAUGUGGGUCCGCUUUUAAUCAAAUGGGGAAUCUCAAAGCCCAUCAACGUAUUCAUUCUGGAGAGAAGCCAUACAACUGUGACCAAUGUGGGUCCGCUUUUCGACAGUUGGACCAUCUAAAAUCCCAUCACCUUAUUCACACUGGAGAGAAGCUGUACAGCUGUGACCAGUGUGAGUCAGAUUUUAGGGAAUUGGGGAGUCUAAAAUCCCAUCAACGUAUUCACACUGGAGAGAAGCCGUACAACUGUGACCAAUGUGGGUCUGCUUUUAAUCAGAUGGGGAAUCUCAAAGUCCAUCAACGUAUUCAUUCUGGAGAGAAGCCAUACAACUGUGACCAAUGUGGCUCAGCUUUUACACAGUUGGAGCAUCUAAAAUCCCAUCAACGUAUUCACACUGGGGAGAAGCCAUACAGCUGUGACCAGUGUGGGUCAACUGGAGAGAAGCCGUACAGCUGUGACCAGUGUGGGUUAGUUUUUCGGCAGUUGGGGAGUCUAAAAUACCAUCAACGUAUUCACACUGGUGAGAAGCCGUUUUGGUGUGAACAGUGUGAGAAAACUUUUACUAGAUCAAGUGGACUAAAAAUCCAUGAAUGUAUUCACACAAGGGUGAACAUGUAAAUCUGUCAGUGUGUGUCUACACUACGUUAUCUACAAACCCACCACUGCAUGUUUUGAAGUUCUGAACAGGGCAUGUGCACAGAUGCAAAACUAUGUAAAAGUCAUAUUUUGUUUUGAAGGUCUUCAUGAUGAUUGUUGUGGUAAACUGUUAGGCAUAGAUUUGAGACUGCUUUUAACAGAUAUUUUAAGACUUGGUUUAUAUACAACUUAGACCGUUAGUCACAUUUGAUAAAUGUCUUGAAUCUGAUAUUUAAAACACUGCAUAACACUUUGUAUUAUUUACUGUUUUAGUAUGUUUGAAUACUGAAUGUUAUACGUUAUCAGCGAUUUUGGUGA